This is a messenger RNA of Pieris brassicae (large cabbage white), 1212 nucleotides long. RefSeq names its product thioredoxin domain-containing protein 9. The transcript is spliced from 6 exons. Gene Ontology annotation, biological process: microtubule cytoskeleton organization. Gene Ontology annotation, cellular component: cytoplasm. The coding region runs from base 164 to 796 and encodes 210 amino acids. Lineage: Eukaryota; Metazoa; Arthropoda; Insecta; Lepidoptera; Pieridae. The record is from RefSeq and is a predicted model, not a curated record.
AUUUUCACAUCUAGACUAGUUGUAUUCUGAAAAUUUGUUUUGAAAUUUCAAAUAACAAAUAGUACCUAUCUAAUUUAAAAUAUAAUUUCAUUAUAGACACUUUAUCUAUAAUUUUUGUAUUACUUAUAUAUCUGUGUUAAUUUCACGAAAUUUUAUUGACAACAUGGAGCGAGCUAUACAACAAAUUGCCCAAACUAUGGAGCGACAGCUUGAUUUGGAGCUGGAAAAGCUAGAUGCUCUGGAUAGUGGUGACCUUGAGGCUAUUCGUCAACAGCGCUUAAAUGAGAUGAAACAACGUGCUAAGCAAAAACAAGAGUGGCUGGCUAAUGGUCAUGGUGAAUAUACAGAGAUAGAUGGAGAAAAGGAAUUCUUUACCGUAUGCAACAAGAGUGAGAACCUUGUAUGCCACUUCUAUAGGCAUGAUUCCCCUAGGUGUCGUAUAUUUGAUAUGCACCUUAAGAUCUUGGCCAAAAAGCAUGUCGAGACUCGAUUCGUUAAGAUGGAUGCCGAGAAAGCACCCUUUUUAACUGGCCGUCUCAAAAUACGUGUAAUACCAACUCUUGCAUUAGUGAAAGCAAAUAAGACAAAGGAUUUUGUGGUUGGCUUCACUGAUCUUGGUAACCGAGAUGACUUCUCCACAGAAAUGCUCGAAUGGAGGAUCGCCAGGUCAGAAGUGAUAGAAUAUUCUGGAGACAUUCUAACACCACCUUCUGAGGGUAAAAAGAAGUCCGUCCAUAUCCAAAGUAAGAAGGCUAUAAGGGGAAGACAAGACUCUGAUUCAGAUCUUAGUGAUUGAUAGUUAAGUUAAUAAUAUUGAAAAUUUUUGGUAAAGUUUUAUACACUAAUGCUUAUUUAUAUAGAGCCUCAAGCUUAUUACUUUUAUUAAGCAUUUGAAUUAUAAAUUAAUAAUUUUAAAGAAAUUAUCUAAUGUGGCUGUGGCCUGCUCAAGGCCAUGAUUUGAUUAAGUUUCUCUAGAAACUGGAAAGUGAUUUCAAUAGCUUUAUUGAAAGUUAUAUGAUAUUAUAUUAUAUAUUUAACAACAUAUAUUUUUAAUACUAAAUUGCCUCCAUUAUUUUUAAAUUUUGUAUUCAGUAUGCUGUGUUGAGAGAAUAAAUGUUUAUGCUUGUAUUUACAAAUCCUUGUUAUUGUAAAAGGAAUUGUGGAUGUUUUGGAAUAAUGUAAAUUUUUAGUUACUGAAGUUAAUAAAUUAAU